UCGUACGAUACUAUUCUCCCGUCUAGAAACUGAGCAUUUUCAGAUCAUACGUCAAGUAUCAGCUGUUCCCUGGGCAAAAUGUGGGCAGAUACCUUAUUCAUUGUAUUCAUCUCCAUCUGUACAGCGCUCUUUGGCGAGGUUUUGAUGGCAGGGUUGUUGCAAAGCUGCCCUUCAUCCCAAUCUCCUGGCUCCAAGGCUUGAGCCACCGUAACCUGAUGGGUGAUGACUACACAGACUGCUCUUUCAUCUUCCUAUACAUUCUGUGUACAAUGAGCAUCAGACAGAACAUCCAAAAGUUACUGGGCUUUGCACCUUCAAGGGCAGCAAACAAACACAGCACCAAUCUAUUUGGUCCACAGCCUCAACAGUUUAGUGCAUAUAAAUAAAUGGACAAACUCUGCACCUCAGCUGUUUCUCUUUCUCUUCAUUUGUAAAUAAAUGCACCAUUUUAAUUCUAUUUCAGUUUGAAGUCCAUUGUUAAUAUUCUGUCUGAAAUGCUCUGUACAUUUUAAAAAGUUAGAGAAGUGCAAUGUUUAAAGUCAUCAUUUUUGUACAGUUGCAGAUAUGUUUUAAUACAACUUGGGAAAUUUAUGCAGAGGUUCCAUACUAGAAGAUUCACAUUUACAAAUUCUAACUUAUUAAUAUCAGAAUAUCAAUGUGCCUGAAUAAAGUAUAGUUAAUGUUCUUAUUCGAGUUAAGAUCAGUCAUUUGGUCAACAUACUCAAUUCAGGAGCUCUUUUGAUAUAGCAAAGAUGUUAUAUCAUUACACAAUUAUGUCUUUUAAUAUAACUAAAAUGUUAUAUUAUUGAUAGACCCCUUUUAUUUAAUCCUCUUGCUAAAGACCUUGGCCCUGUUUGGUAACACUUGAAUGCCCCAACUCUCUUACUCUUUAGUCUUAACAAUUAAUCAUGAGGUGGUUAAUGAAUAGUAGGAAAACUGUAGAUAGAAAAUUUGGUUCCUAUACGUCAGGUUUUAACAGUAAUGAUAGAUAAUCAUUGAAUAAUCAUAAAAGAGACCAUCUCCCCAACCUUGUUUUCCAUUGUUUAAGAAAAUAAAAGUUUUAUGAGUA
Penaeus vannamei (Pacific white shrimp) is the source of this 1069-nucleotide messenger RNA. The record is from RefSeq and is a predicted model, not a curated record. NCBI's taxonomy places the organism in Eukaryota, Metazoa, Arthropoda, Malacostraca, Decapoda, Penaeidae.